Messenger RNA from Colletotrichum tamarilloi, 4851 nucleotides. Its product is annotated as Sec7 domain-containing protein. Lineage: Eukaryota; Fungi; Ascomycota; Sordariomycetes; Glomerellales; Glomerellaceae. Gene Ontology annotation, biological process: regulation of ARF protein signal transduction. The annotation marks the transcript as partial. Gene Ontology annotation, molecular function: guanyl-nucleotide exchange factor activity. The transcript is spliced from 9 exons. The record is from RefSeq and is a predicted model, not a curated record.
AGUGGCCUUGCUCCCCUGAACGCCGCCACCCGACACCAUCAUACCGAGAGCCCUCCAAGACCGAUCCUCGCGCGCGCGCCCUCGAACCACCGCGUUUACCUUCAUACCAUGAGCCGAGAUGCAGAUGACUUGCUGCAAACCGAGACGGCCUCUGCCGUUGGCACGCGCUCUAGCGCGGACAUUCGUCGAGCCAUGAUCGCGCCGAGGAUGCAGUAUCGAAGCCGACCUGUCUCUGUCGCUGUAGACCCCGUGUCUUUGGUCAUGUCCGAGUGCAUAUCGAUCACUUCUGCGAUUCAAAAACAUGCGCGAUCACCUCAUUCUUCCGUUUCGGCCAUCUUGGGUGGGAGCCCAAACCCGAUUCACCUGGGGCCCCCGAGUCCUUCACCGAGGGGUGCAUCCAAGACACCAGGCACUGGACUCGGGAUCGAUGGCGCUCAGGACGUGGCCUCCGCCAACAGAUGGGGCCUACGUGGAAAGAAGGGUCGCAGCAUACAGGACAACCCAUUGAUGGCCGGGUUUGGGAAGCUCCGUCAUGAAUUGGCCAGCGUUAGAGACAUACACUCAUUCGACGCUCUGGUUCUCUUGAAUCCGUUCCUUCAGAUAAUCCAAACGAAAGGUACGGCCGCGCCCAUAACCAUCCUCACUCUGGGAGCCCUGCGCAAGUUCUUGGCAUACGGGUUUAUAAGCCCUGCGUCACCACGAUUCGCCCUUGCCAUGCAGUCCCUAUCAGCAGCCGUCACUCGGUGUCAAUUCGACGGAAGCGACUCAGGACAGGUGGAGGUUGUUCUCCUGAUGAUUCUUCACCUAAUGGAGGACAUGAUGUCGGGGCCAGGAGGCGACAUUUUAAGUGACGAAAGUGUUUGCGAUAUGAUGGGCAGGGGGCUAGCAAUUUGCUCGCAACCUCGAUUUUCGCCCGUCCUCCGACGAACAGCCGAGGCGUCCAUGGUUCGCAUGUGCCAGAUUAUCUUUGAGGACGUCAAACACCUCGAGGUUGAGGCCGGAGAUGAGUCCGACGCUCUCGACAAGCAAACAAGCGCAGACAUGGACAGCGUCAAAAUGGAUCCAGCCGCGACUACUGCGCCAGGCUUGCAGGUGACGAGCCCUGAACCGGAUGCGCGCCUGUCCACCUCAAGCUCGACUCCCUUGGACCCGAAUCCACGAUCUCGGGGAGGCUCAGAGUCGGGUGAUAGCAAGACCGACGCUGGCGCUGGCGGCGAUGUGGAGGCCGAUGGUGAUGCAGAUGGCGCGGAGAGUUCCGACUCUUUGGAUCUCCGGCCCUACUCGCUGCCUUCUGUGCGGGAACUCUUCCGGGUUCUAGUCAACUUCUUGGACCCCAACGACCGGCAGCAUACCGACACUAUGAGAGUCAUGGCAUUGCGCAUUAUUCACGUUGCCCUCGAGGUUUCUGGUCCCUCUAUUGCGCGGCACCCUGCUUUGGCUGGGAUAGCCGAGGACAGGCUCUGCUGCUAUCUCUUCCAGCUUGUUAGGUCGGACAACAUGGCCAUCCUGCAAGAGUCGUUGAUCGUGGCCGGCACGUUACUAGCCACCUGCCGCGGUGUUUUAAAAUUGCAGCAGGAACUCUUUCUUUCGUAUCUCGUUGCGUGCCUUCACCCGUCGGUAGAAAUACCGCGAGAACCAGGCAUUGACCCGUCACUGUAUGCCGGGAUACCGCAAUCCCCCAAGCUCGUCAAGCCACCCCCAUCGCAGACCAGCAGCGGCCGCUCGACGCCAGUCCCGGUGAAGGAUCGGCAAAAACUCGGUCUUGAGGGUGGUGCCAGGAAGCCAGACGCACGACAAGCCAUGGUUGAGAACAUUGGUGUACUGUCAAGGAUGCCAACGUUCAUGGCUGAACUCUUUGUCAAUUACGAUUGCGACGCUGAUCGAGCGGACCUAUGCGAAGACAUGAUUGGCCUUCUCUCGAGAAAUGCUUUGCCGGACUCUGCAACUUGGAGCACGACGAGCGUGCCACCGCUUUGCUUGGAUGCACUGCUCAGAUACAUCCAGUUCAUCGCCGAAAGGUUGGACGAACCCCCGGUUGUCGAUGGCUAUCCCGACGCUACGGAGCUACGGGAACUGAGACGGAAGAAGAAGAUCAUUAUCAAGGGUACCAGCAAGUUCAACGAGAACCCCAAGGGCGGCCUUGCCUAUCUCGAGGCCCAGGGAAUCAUCUCCGACCUCAAGGAUCCAGUCGCGGUCGCCAAGUUCCUCAAGGGAACAUCGCGCGUGUCCAAAAAGGUCCUCGGCGAGUAUCUCUCCAAGAAGGGAAACGAGGCCGUACUAGAGGCGUUCAUGGGCCACUUCGACUUUUCAGAGAAGCGAGUGGACGAGGCGCUCAGAGGACUGUUGGAGACAUUCAGAUUGCCUGGCGAGUCAGCAUUGAUUGAGAGAAUCGUUGUCUGUUUCGCAGAUAAGUACUGCUUGAAGGCGAAACCAACCGAGGUCGCCAACGCGGAUGCUGUCUAUGUCCUGACCUACGCCAUCAUCAUGCUCAACACGGAUCAGCACAACCCCAACCUCAAGAGUCAAAAGCGUAUGACCGUGGACGAUUUUGCACGAAAUUUGCGAGGCGUCAAUGAUGGCCAAAAUUUUGCGCCAGAGUAUCUUCAGGAUAUUUUUGACAACAUUAGAACCAACGAGAUCAUCCUGCCUGAUGAGCAUGACAACAAGCAUGCGUUUGACUAUGCUUGGCGCGAGUUGCUCGUCAAGUCGGAAUCGGUGCGUCCGCUGGUUCUGUGCGAGACGAACAUCUACGAUGCCGACAUGUUCGCCUCAACGUGGCGGCCUAUCGUGUCCACCCUUUCUUACGUAUUCAUGUCGGCUACGGACGAUGCAGUCUUUGCGAGGAUCGUCACUGGCUUUGACGAAUGCGCUCGUAUUGCGGCCAAGUAUAAAAACACGGAGGCUCUCGAUCAGAUCAUCUACGCACUGAGCCACAUGACAACCUUGGCUACUGACAUACCCUUCAACACCAACUUGAAUACCGAGGUCCAAGCUGGCGAAAGCAGUGUCAUGGUCAGCGAGCUGGCAGUGAAACUUGGAAGAGACUUCAGGGCGCAACUGGCGACUCUGGUACUUUUCCGGGUUGUCACUGGCAGUGAGGAGUUAAUUCAGGAUGGUUGGAAACAUAUCACCCGCAUAUGGCUCAACCUCUUUGUCAACUCCCUGGUCCCUCCCUUCUUUGCGGAUUCACCAGUUCUGGACAUUGGUCCGAUCCCGCUGCACACACCUUCUCAGGUAAUCGAUCGUGCUGCAAAGACUGUCGAUACGGGCUUCUUUUCUGCCUUCACUAGCUACAUUUCCAGCUACGCAGCAGACGAUCCACCAGAACCCUCGGACGAGGAACUGGAAAGUACCCUCUGCACCGUCGACUGUGUCAACUCAUGUCAUAUGGGCAACGUCUUUGCCAACAUCUCAAAACUCUCCCCUCAAGACCUAGAGCCGUUGAUUGACUCCCUCCUCAACGCACUACCUGAAGAUAACAACCCAACGGUGAUCGUUGUCAAGUCGGACAAUGUACCCGCAGCAACAAUGAACGGCCAAAAGCCCGUGCAACCAGGAGCUGUGUACGACCCUGCCAUGGCCUACAUCCUUGAGUUCAGCACAGUCCUGGCUCUUCGCGAUCAGGACACUGUCCAACUUGUAGCAAAGAGGGUCAUCGAAGCACUGCAGGUCGUACUGCGAGAUGCUGGACGGUACCACUACAUUGUUGUCUCGAGGGCGACCUUUUAUCUUCUCAAGCUACUCCGAGUCAGCUAUGCUCAUGAUUACAUCAACGUCCCGGUACUGUUGCACACAAUCUCGAGCUUCCCCAAGGAAGCACUGGCGAGAACUUCGACCAUGGUGCUCCAGGGCUUAAGACUGUGCAUUGACGAACCCAGCCCACUACGCAACGAGAUCAUGACUUCCCCGGACUUCUGGGCAAUCAUGCGAGCACUUACCGGACGUCCAGAUUCUGCACCUCUCGUGUUUGACAUUCUCGAGUUAGGUUGCGGAGGUACACCACCUGCUAUCAUUGCCGACAACUACGAGGCGGCCAUCUCUCUCUUUGGCGACUUCGCGUCCGGGGCAGGUCGGAUUGUCCUUGCAGAGCGCAAGCUAGAUGCCCAGCAGCGUAAGGCCCGAGAGGGGACACACGACAAGACGACUGUCAAUGAGGCAAUCUCACGAGGUACCAAGGCGGUCAACAGUAUUCACAAUAUGACAGCGCGUAUACCUUUCUUGAUGAAGCAGUCCCAUCUUGAGAGCAACGAAGCAUGGUCCGCUUACUGGCUCCCUAUCUUCCAAGCACUAACAACGCAAUGUACAAACCCAUGCCGCGAUGUUCGCCUCCAGGCGUUCACGUCGCUGCAGCGAUCUCUACUCUCGCCUGAGCUCACUGACAGUGACCACAAGGAGUGGACCGCCAUAUUUGGCGAGGUCCUGUUCCCUCUCAUUCACAAACUCCUUAAGCCUGAAGUCUUUUCAUCGGACCGUGACGGCAUGAGCGAGAUGCGUGUUCAAGCUGCGUCCCUGCUGUGCAAAGUGUUCCUUCAGUAUCUCGUGCUCCUCUCAGAGUGGGACGGAAUGCUGGAUCUGUGGGUCAAGAUUAUUGACAUCAUGGAUCGGUUGAUGAAUAGCGGUCAAGGCGAUAGCCUGGAGGAGGCAGUUCGGGAGAACCUCAAAAACGUGGUGCUUUUCAUGGCAAGCAGCGGCUUCUUGGUGUCCCCCAGACAAGACGCUUCGAAGGAAAAGUUAUGGAACGAGACCUGGAAACGGAUCGACCGUUUCCUUCCAGAACUGAAGAGUGACCUGGCCUUGGAAGAACCAAGUAGUGGAGAAGAGCCGGCGCCAGCGGCUGGUACGACUGCCUAG